This is a messenger RNA of Oreochromis aureus, 1418 nucleotides long. It is a transcript of the gene vgll4l, whose product is annotated as vestigial like 4 like. Gene Ontology annotation, molecular function: transcription coactivator binding. Gene Ontology annotation, biological process: negative regulation of DNA-templated transcription. The record is from RefSeq and is a predicted model, not a curated record. The coding region runs from base 127 to 930 and encodes 267 amino acids. The transcript has 5 exons. Lineage: Eukaryota; Metazoa; Chordata; Actinopteri; Cichliformes; Cichlidae.
CGCUCAGACCCAGCGUCUCAUUACCUUUCUAAUACAGUCUAUAACUGAGGCUCUUUGUGUCCUGUAAAGUCCAGCAGUCAAGGUGUUCCUCUGUAUUUGGGCUCAGCAACACAAAGAUAAGGAGCAAUGGCUGUGGCUAACUUCCAAUACAUAACUCGGAUGAGCAGUGGCUUCAAGGUCUACAUUUUAGAAGGUCAGCCUCAUCUCAGAAGCGAAGACAGAUACAGACAUAUGACACACGACCGGGCUCGAACCCAAACGGUGUAUCCAAUCAAACGCAAGCGCAGCCACGAGAGAGGUCUGACUUUGGAGGAAAGACGAGAGCGAGCGAUGAGCCGAAGCAGGCUGGCCCAGAGAGCAGCCCCAGCAGCGAUCAGCAGCCAGCAGAGUCCAACACAAACCCUGAGUCCAACACCCAGCCCCACCAGCCCUCUGCCCACCCAUGUGUACUACACACCAGUCAUGGAUGAACCCCUUGCCCUCAUCAAGAAACCCAGAAAAGAAACUGAAAGCGCAGAGGAAAAGAAUAAAGGCACCUCUUCCAGUCAAAUCCAGAUACGUCCCUCUGUGAUCACUUGCGCCUCCUCGUUACGAAACCCCUCUUCAAGAUCCGUGGGCCACUCAUCAGUGGUUCCCAAAGACAACUAUGAUAACGUCCUCGAGGAGCAUUUCCAGAGGAGCUUGGGUGUUCACUACCAGAAAGCUCAGUCCCGGCAGCUCUCCAUCAGCGUGUCCGUCGACGACCACUUUGCCAAGGCUUUGGGAGACAAGUGGCUACAGAUUAAAUCCAAGUCUUCCUCCUGUUCUUCCACACCGCCCAGCAGUCCAAGUGUCACUCACUCCCCCACCUACAGCCACAGCCCAAAUCUGUGCCGCAAAGAGUCCACAAGCAGCUCAGUGCUAACGCCCAGCCACUGGUCUGUCAAUUAAAGUAGAAACAGCAUCUGAUCCUGGUGGAAACUGGACUCUUUGAGACUUUUAACAUUUCACUGCCACUCUGCGACGGCUCUGCUGUCUGUCUGGCUGCAAAUGCCAGUGCAGGAGUUGACAGAGCGAGCUUACAGAUGCAGGAGUGCUGUCAAUUUGGAUCUCCGCCUCUACAAGCUUAAUACAGCAACACAAACAAAUGUAGCAUUAUUUGGGACAUCGACAUGUUUUGUUACAUUUCUAUCCUCCGCUUGCUUGAUAGCAUUUGAAAAGCUGAGAUAAUGUAGAUGGUGAUGUGGGAUGAUUGGGGAAAAAAAUCCUUUACAUUUCUUUUUGUAAAUGUGUCAUUUCUCUGAAUGCCAGUUUCACUGUAUUAUAUUUAUAAUCGAUACCCCUGGGUGCCUUACAGUCUAAGUGACUAGCCUAUCUGCUGUAAAAUGUGCUUUUAAACUGUACACAAACCAGACAAUUAAAAAGACCUAAAAUUCAUA